Messenger RNA from Striga hermonthica, 1185 nucleotides. NCBI's taxonomy places the organism in Eukaryota, Viridiplantae, Streptophyta, Magnoliopsida, Lamiales, Orobanchaceae. The record is from the annotation of a GenBank genome assembly.
AUGAUUGCUCCAAAAAAGAAGAGAUAUUUCAUGUGCAUUUGGCUGCCAGUGGCCAUUCUCCUUUCAGUCGUGUUCUUCUUCAUGGGGAGUUUCUUGUUGUUCACGGAUUAUAAAGAGGCUAUAAAACCCAAGAGUUGUGAGAACGAGUGCAGGCCGGAGGGAACCCGAACACUGCCUAGUGGUAUUGUUUUGAAAACUACUGAUCUGGAGAUGCAGCCUCUUUGGGGACCGCUUAAGAAAAAGAAGUUGAAGUCACCAAUGAACUUACUGGCCAUUGCAGUCGGGAUAAAGCAAAAGCGCAACGUAAAUGAAAUUGUUAAGAAGUUUCCACUGAAUGAUUUUGCCGUCAUGCUUUUCCACUACGAUGGCAAUGUCGAUGGCUGGAGAGACUUGGAAUGGAGCAAUAGUGUGAUACAUGUGUCCGCCAUUAACCAAACUAAAUGGUUCGCAUUACCUUCUUCACUUUCCCGUUUUGAUUUUGUCAAAAAAAAAAAAAAAAUGCCGAACUUCUAUGAAAUGUGUUCACUUAGGUGGUUUGCCAAGCGGUUCUUGCAUCCAGACAUCAUAGCAGAGUACUUUUAUGUUUUCCUUUGGGAUGAAGAUCUUGGAGUAGAAAACUUUCACGCCGGAAGAUAUCUAUCUAUUAUUCGGGAAGAAGGACUCGGGAUAUCACAGCCUGCAUUAGAUGCAGAUAAAUCAGAGUUGCAUUACAAACUUACGGCACGUGAAAUGAGUUCUAAAGUACACCGAAGGGUAAUUAAUUUACAUGGUCCGGGAAGGAAGUGUUAUGAAAAUAGUACGGACCCUCCAUGUACAGGGUUUGUGGAGAUGAUGGCUCCCGUUUUCUCAAGAGCAUCAUGGCGAUGUGCGUGGUACAUGAUUCAGAAUGACCUUGUCCAUGCAUGGGGCUUGGAUUUUCAGCUUGGAUAUUGUGCACAGGGAAAUAGAAGCACGCAUAUUGGGAUUGUUGACUACGAGUAUUUAAUCCACUUAGGUCUUCCUACACUUGGAGGCUCGUCAGGCAGCAAUGCAGACCUUACAAAGCAAACUUCUCCAAAGGAAAAGCUGGCUAGCAUAGGGAAAAUGUCAGAAGGAAGAGAUGCCGUUCGAAGAGCGUCUUAUGUCGAAUUAGACAAGUUAAAAAUAGGUGGAGAGAAGCUGCUAAAGAGGACAAGUGUUGGGUAG